CACUCGGUAACCAGGAGGAACUGCACGGGCUCACAGAGGUGGGAGGUGUACGCUUCUCCGUUUAGCCGGCCCGGAAGGGGAUCCGCGCGGUUGAGGUGACCGGGCACUGAGCAUUUCGGAUCUGCUUGGUAAACCUGGUGUACCACCAUGCUCGCGUCAAGACUUGUGUGUCUUCGGAUACUCCCUUCCAGGGUUUUCCACCCAACUUUCACCAAGGCCUCCCCUGUUGUGAAGAACUCCAUCACAAAGAAUCAAUGGCUCUUAACACCUAGCAGGGAAUAUGCUACCAAGACAAGAAUUGGGGUCCGGCGUGGAAGACCUGGCCAAGAACUCAAGGAGGCAGCAUUGGAACCAUCGAUGGAAAAAAUAUUUAAAAUUGACCAGAUGGGAAGAUGGUUUGUUGCUGGUGGGGCUGCCGUUGGUCUUGGAGCACUGUGCUACUACUAUGGCCUGGGAAUGUCUAAUGAGAUUGGAGCUAUUGAAAAGGCAGUAAUUUGGCCUCAGUAUGUGAAGGAUAGAACUCAUUCUACGUAUAUGUACUUAGCAGGAAGUAUUGGUUUAACAGCUUUGUCUGCUCUGGCAGUAAGCAGAUCUCCUGUUCUCAUGAACUUCAUGAUGAGAGGCUCUUGGGUGACAAUUGGUGCAACCUUUGUGGCCAUGAUUGGAGCUGGAAUGCUGGUACAAUCAAUACCGUAUGACCAGAGCCCAGGCCCAAAGCAUCUUGCUUGGUUACUACAUUCUGGUGUGAUGGGUGCAGUGGCAGCUCCUCUGACGGUAUUAGGGGGGCCUCUUCUCAUCAGAGCUGCAUGGUACACAGCAGGCUUUGUGGGAGGCCUCUCCACUGUGGCCACGUGCACGCCAAGUGAGAAGUUUCUGAACAUGGGCGCACCCCUGGGAGUUGGCCUGGGUCUCGUCUUUGUGUCCUCAUUGGGAUCUCUGUUUCUUCCACCUACCACUGUGGAUGGUGUCACUCUGUACUCAGCAGCAAUUUAUGGUGGAUUAGCUCUUUUCAGCAUGUUCCUUCUAUAUGAUACACAGAAAGUAAUCAAGCAUGCAGAGAUAGUACCAAUGUAUGGAGUUCAAAAAUAUGAUCCCAUCAAUUCGAUGCUGGGAAUCUACAUGGAUACACUAAACAUAUUAAUGCGAGUUGCCAGUAUUCUAGCAACUGGAGGCAACAGAAAGAAGUGAAAUGACUCAGCUUCUGACUCCUUUAAAAAAUCAGAUACCUUUCUUAUUGAAUAAGGUCAGAUAUUCAUUAAAUAGGUGAUACAAGCAUCUUUUGUUGACGUUUAGAAGAUAAGAACUUGUCACCACCAUGUUUCAAAUGUUCUGGUAAUGUGAUGCUUCGGGUCUGCUUUUUCUUCUCAAGAAUAAAUUGAGUGGUUCUCUUCCAAAUAAGCACAUACAUUUCCAUUUUGCAUGUUUGAGUAAUUCUAAAAUGUUUUAAUGAAUGUGAAAACUAAGGUUUGUAUUGUGAA
Manis javanica (Malayan pangolin) is the source of this 1478-nucleotide messenger RNA. NCBI's taxonomy places the organism in Eukaryota, Metazoa, Chordata, Mammalia, Pholidota, Manidae. The record is from RefSeq and is a predicted model, not a curated record.